This is a messenger RNA of Lycium ferocissimum, 2210 nucleotides long. Its product is annotated as casein kinase 1-like protein 1. Gene Ontology annotation, biological process: peptidyl-serine phosphorylation; endocytosis; signal transduction. Lineage: Eukaryota; Viridiplantae; Streptophyta; Magnoliopsida; Solanales; Solanaceae. The coding region runs from base 336 to 1757 and encodes 473 amino acids. Gene Ontology annotation, cellular component: nucleus; cytoplasm. The transcript has 14 exons. Gene Ontology annotation, molecular function: protein serine/threonine kinase activity; ATP binding. The record is from RefSeq and is a predicted model, not a curated record.
UAACGGAAAAAGCAAAAAAGGAAAAAGAGAGAAAAAAGAAAGAAGAAGCAUAUAUUCAAAUUCUUUCAUCUUUUAAUAUUUUGUUUUUCAAUUAAUCUUCUAUUUCUCUGUUACCUGCUUUAACCUAACCCUAGCUUUGUAGAUAGAGAAAAAAAAAAUUCACAUUUUCGGACCCUUCAGAUCUCUGUAUAAAACACAGUUAAAAUCUUUUUUUCUGUUUUUUUUUUUUUUUUUUUUUUUUUUUGUAUUUUGUUUAAGGUAAUUUGAAAAAUCUAGGGUUUUGAAGAAAGCUUUUUAUCUGGAAUAAAAGGUUGACUUAGUUAGGGUUUUCUUUAAUGGAGCCUCGCGUGGGUAAUAAGUUUCGACUUGGUCGCAAAAUUGGCAGUGGAUCGUUUGGUGAGAUCUAUCUUGGUACUAAUAUACAGACUAAUGAGGAGGUUGCAAUUAAGCUGGAAACUGUUAAGACAAAGCAUCCACAGUUGCUCUAUGAAUCGAAGUUGUAUAGAAUUCUUCAGGGAGGAACUGGAAUUCCAAAUGUGAGGUGGUUUGGCGUGGAGGGAGAUUACAAUGUUCUGGUCAUGGAUUUACUAGGACCCAGUCUUGAAGAUUUAUUUAAUUUCUGCAGCAGGAAGCUUUCCCUGAAGACAGUUUUAAUGCUUGCUGAUCAAAUGAUAAAUCGUGUUGAAUUUGUUCAUUCUAAAUCAUUUUUGCAUCGAGAUAUCAAACCAGACAAUUUUCUUAUGGGCUUGGGACGGCGUGCAAAUCAGGUCCCAUAUUCUUAUGUUUACAUAAUUGACUUUGGUCUAGCCAAGAAGUAUCGAGAUACUUCAUCUCACCAACACAUUCCUUACCGAGAGAACAAAAACUUAACAGGCACUGCAAGAUAUGCCAGCAUGAACACUCACCUCGGUAUCGAACAAAGCAGGAGGGAUGAUUUGGAGUCUCUUGGAUAUGUUCUUAUGUACUUCCUCCGAGGAAGUCUUCCUUGGCAAGGACUGAAAGCAGGAAAUAAGAAGCAGAAGUAUGAGAAAAUUAGUGAAAAGAAGGUUUCGACAUCUAUUGAGGCUUUAUGUCGAGGUUAUCCUACUGAAUUUGCAUCAUAUUUCCAUUACUGUCGUUCUCUCCGCUUCGAGGAUAAACCAGAUUAUGCUUAUCUGAAGAGAAUAUUCCGUGACCUCUUCAUCCGUGAAGGCUUUCAGUUUGAUUAUGUUUUUGAUUGGACUAUAUUGAAGUAUCAGCAAUCGCACGUUGCAGCUCCUCCUUCACGGCCUCUUGGCCCUGGUGCCGGAACCAGCUCAGGCAUGCCUCCAAUUGUUCCCAAUGCAGAAAGACAGACAGGUGAAGAAGAAGGAAGGCAAUCAGCAGAUCCUUCUCGGAGGAGAAGUUCUGGGCCACUUAUAAGUGCUGGAAGGCAGACGAGUCCUAUUGGAAAUGAUUCCAUGAGCAGGGAUGCUAUGUUUUCAAGCUCCACUUUUAUGGGAAGAUCUAGUGGGUCUUUGAGGCGAGAUCUAGUCUCUGGGAGCCGGGAGACUUUCACAAUGGGGAAUGACUCCGACCCUACACAUUCUCGCACACCUGAGGCAAGUCCAGCGACCAUGCACACGAUAUCAGGUGGACAUAGAAGCUCUCCACUUGGUGGAUCGUCUGAUCCCAGAUAUGCCUCAUCUGGCAGGAAUGCUUCUGGAAUAAGGAACUAUGAAUCCACGCUCAGAGGAAUUGAGACUCUACAUUUUGACGAUGAAGAGAGGGCUCAUUGAUUGCAGACCCUUUCACUUGUAAAUUCCUUUUACUUGUGUGGUAGACUUCAGAUUAGAAAUGAGGCCCUGAAAGUUGAUUUUUGUUCGGAUUUGUGGGUUGGAAAUCAGUGAACUAGCAGUUGUUAUUCAAGGUGGCAAAAGAUCUAUAGCAAAUAAAUAGACCCAGAUGGUGCCAAUGCAGGAGAUGAGGUGCUGUUAAUACGAACUCCGACAUGGUGCAUGACUUUAUAAAUCUAGGCAAUGCAUGCAGCAUUGUCUAUAAUCAUUUAACUCUGUCCAACUGUUGGGGAUUAGUUAAACUGUACAUUUGCCAUUGUAAUACUAAAUUUCCCCAUACUCUACAGGUUAGAUGUGGUUGAGGUAAUAUAGUUUUCAAACAAUAGGAUGGUUGUGCAAGGAUAAUGAUAUGUUCAUUUCUCUGCAGUAUAUCGUGUAAUGAUCUGCCAAUUACGA